This is a messenger RNA of Prunus armeniaca (apricot), 618 nucleotides long. The record is from the annotation of a GenBank genome assembly. Lineage: Eukaryota; Viridiplantae; Streptophyta; Magnoliopsida; Rosales; Rosaceae.
AUGGUGAAGUUGGCUUUUGGUAGCUUUGGUGACUCGUUUAGUGUUGGCUCCCUCAAGUCCUAUCUAGCCGAGUUCAUUGCCACCCUUCUUUUUGUGUUGGAGCUGCCAUUGCUUACGGAUGAAGAGUAUCGAAAUGGACCUCUCACUUGCACUUCCUUACAAGUGUGCACGACUGUCAUACUUGGAUUGGCCAUUAGAGGCAACAUCACCAUCCUCACUGGCAUAUUCUACUGGAUUGCCCAACUCUUGGGCUCCAUCGUUGCUAGCUUUCUCCUCAAGUUUGUCACUCAAUUGGAUGUGCCAACCCAUGCACUUGCCUCAGGGGUAGAUGCAAUUGAGGGAGUGAAACUCGACUUCUUGGAACAGGUGCUUACUGUUUACACCAUAAUCAACCGAGCAUAUCCAGUCUCAAAACAAUUAGCACCAAGGCAGACACGCCUUCUCUCCUGCCGAAGGAAGACACUCUUCCGAGGUGCCAAGCACCUGCCGAAACUCCCGACUGCCAAAGCUCACAAACUGCUAAACCUAAUUCUCAUGACAAGUGUCACCACCGCGGCGACUUGCACAAAGUCCCACAUCGAAAAUCUACACCAACCUCCCACUUUCACUUCCCUAUAA